This is a messenger RNA of Dicentrarchus labrax (European seabass), 4945 nucleotides long. RefSeq lists its product as uncharacterized. The transcript has 22 exons. Gene Ontology annotation, biological process: positive regulation of ERK1 and ERK2 cascade; T cell activation; interleukin-15-mediated signaling pathway. NCBI's taxonomy places the organism in Eukaryota, Metazoa, Chordata, Actinopteri, Moronidae. The coding region runs from base 74 to 4375 and encodes 1433 amino acids. The record is from RefSeq and is a predicted model, not a curated record. Gene Ontology annotation, cellular component: external side of plasma membrane; membrane raft. Gene Ontology annotation, molecular function: MHC class II protein binding; protein tyrosine kinase binding.
ACCAUUUCCAGAUCUAUAGUAGAGAAGAAAAGCCUCACACAGCGUCCGCCUGCUGACAGAGAAUAGACACAAAAUGUCUCUACUGGAAUUAAUCCUUAUUUUUGUGCUUCACUUUGAAGCAGGCAUCAGUGGAGAACCUAUCUAUGUCUACAACAGACCUGGACAUAAUGCCAUUCUGCCCUGUACCAGUGCAUCACCCUCUGACAGACAACGCCACAUUGCUACAUGGUUUUACAACAAAUAUGGAUUUCAUGAAUCCAUUGAGGUUUGGAAAGGAAAUGUUGUGGAGAGCUCAACCCGAGCUGCCAGGAUGAGUCUGGACUCUUCCUGCUCUUUGGUCAUUAACAAUAUCACUCCUGAGGAUGCUGGUCUCUACAUUUAUGGGUAUUUUGACACUACAGAGGUAUAUCUAAGUGUUCUGACAAUCUCUCCAUCUCCUCCAGACGCUGAUCCAAAGAGGGACGGUGAAGUCAAAUUAGUGUGCUUUCUGUUGAGAUACACUGGACUUGGUCCUUGUAAACAGAACAGCCUCCGCUGGGUGGAUGAGACAGGAACUGUGCUGCUUGAUGAAGGUGUCGGGUACAAGUUCAUCGGACAGAAGGACUGUGUCUCUGUUCUGAAAGUGAAGCGUCAGAGUGGCCACAACAGGAGAUACACCUGCCAGUUUGUUGAUGAGAACAAUGUAAAGAUAGAGGCUGACUACACACCUGUCUUCAUAGGAGGGACAGGAGACGAUCAGCCAGAAAAACCUCAUUCAGCAGGCAUCAGUGGAGAACCUAUCUAUCUCUACAACAGAUCUGGACAUGAUGUCAUUCUGCCCUGUACCAGUGCAUCACCCUAUGACACAACAUGCUCCAUCGUUACAUGGUUUUACAACAGAGAUCAAUCUCAGAGUUUCAUUGAGGUUUGGGAAGGAAAAGUUGAGAAGAGAUCAGCCCGAGCUGCCAGGAUGAGUCUGGUCACUUCCUGCUCUUUGGUCAUUAACAACAUCACUGCUGAGGAUGCUGGUCAAUACGCCUGUCGGCAGGGGACAAGCCUUCAUCAUGAUGCAGUAGUAUAUCUAAGUGUUCUGACAAUCUCUCCAUCUCCUCCAGACGCUGAUCCAAAGAGGGACGGUGAAGUCACAUUAGAUUGCUCUCUGUCGAGAUACAUUGAACUCGGUCCUUGUAAACAGAACAGCGUCCGCUGGGUGGAUGAGACAGGAACUGUGCUGCUUGAUGAAGGUGUCGGGUACAAGUUCAUCGGACAGAUGAACUGUGUCUCUGUUCUGAAAGUGAAGCGUCAGAGUGGCCACAACAGGACAUACACCUGCCAGUUUGUUGAUGAGAACAAUGUAAAGAUAGAGGCUGACUACACACCUGUCUUCAUAGGAGGGACAGGAGACGAUCAGCCAGAAAAACCUCAUUCAGCAGGCAGCAGUGGAGAACCUAUCUAUCUCUACAACAGAUCUGGACAUGAUGUUAUUCUGCCCUGUGCCAGUGCAUCACCCUAUGACACAACAUGCUCCAUCAUUACAUGGCUUUACAGCAGAGAUCGAUCUCAGACUUUAACUGAGGUUCAGGAAGGAAAAGUUGAGAAGAGCUCAGCCCGAGCUGCCAGGAUGAGUCUGGACACUUCCUGCUCUUUGGCCAUUAACAACAUCACUGCUGAGGAUGCUGGUCAAUACACCUGUCGCCAUGGGACGAGCCCUAAUAAGAAUGCAACUGUAUAUCUAAGUGUUCUGACAAUCUCUCCAUCUCCUCCAGACGCUGAUCCAAAGAGGGACGGUGAAGUCACAUUAGAGUGCUCUCUGUCGAGAUACAUUGGACUCGAUCGUUGUGAACUAAACAGCGUCCGCUGGGUGAAUGAGACAGGAACUGUGCUGCUUGAUGAAGGUGUCGGGUACAAGUUCCUCAAACAGAAGGACUGUGUCUCUGUUCUGAAAGUGAAGCGUCAGAGUGGCCACAACAGGAGAUACACCUGCCAGUUUGUUGAUGAGAACAAUGUAAAGAUAGAGGCUGACUACACACCUGUCUUCAUAGGAGGGACAGGAGACGAUCAGCCAGAAAAACCUCAUUCAGCAGGCAUCAGUGGAGAACCUAUCUAUCUCUACAACAGAUCUGGACAUGAUGUCAUUCUGCCCUGUACCAGUGCAUCACCCUCUGACACAACAUGCUCCAUCGUUACAUGGCUUUACAACAGAGAUCGAUCUCAGACUUUAACUGAGGUUCGGAAAGGAAAAGUUGUGGAGAGCUCAGCCCGAGCUGCCAGGAUGAGUCUGGACACUUCCUGCUCUUUGGUCAUUAACAACAUCACUGCUGAGGAUAUUGGUCAAUAUGCCUGUCGGCAGGGGACGAGCCCUAAUCAUGAUGCAAUAGUAUAUCUAAGUGUUCUGACAAUCUCUCCAUCUCCUCCAGACGCUGAUCCAAAGAGGGACGGUGAAGUCACAUUAGAUUGCUCUCUGUCGAGAUACAAUGUACUCGGUCCUUGUAAACAGAACAGCGUCCGCUGGGUGAAUGAGACAGGAACUGUGCUGCUUGAUGAAGGUGUCGGGUACAAGUUCAUCGGACAGAUGAACUGUGUCUCUGUUCUGAAAGUGAAGCGUCAGAGUGGCCACAACAGGAGAUACACCUGCCAGUUUGUUGAUGAGAACAAUGUAAAGAUAGAGGCUGACUACACACCUGUCUUCAUAGGAGGGAUAGGAGACGAUCAGCCAGAAAAACCUCAUUCAGCAGGCAUCAGUGGAGAACCUAUCUAUCUCUACAACAGAUCUGGACAUGAUGUUAUUCUGCCCUGUGCCAGUGCAUCCCCCUAUGACACAACAUGCUCCAUCAUUACAUGGUUUUACAACAGAGAUCAAUCUCAGAGUUUCACUGAGGUUCAGGAAGGAAAAGUUGAGAAGAGAUCAGCCCGAGCUGCCAGGAUUAGUCUGGUCACUUCCUGCUCUUUGGUCAUUAACAACAUCACUGCUGAGGAUGCUGGUCAAUACAUCUGUCGGCAGGGGACAAGCCUUCAUCAUGAUGCAAAUUUAUAUCUAAGUGUUCUGACAAUCUCUCCAUCUCCUCCAGACGCUGAUCCAAAGAGGGACGGUGAAGUUACAUUAGAGUGCUCUCUGUUGAGAUGGGAUGGACUGGGCCCUUGUAAACAGAACAGAGUCCGCUGGGUGGAUGAGACAGGAACUGUGCUGCUUGAUGAAGGUGUCGGGUACAAGUUCCUUGGACAGAAGGACUGUGUCUCUGUUCUGAAAGUGAAGCGUCAGAGUGGCCACAACAAGACAUACACCUGCCAGUUUGUUGAUGAGAACAAUGUAAAGAUAGAGGCUGACUACACACCUGUCUUCAUAGGAGGGACAGGAGACGGUCAGCCAGCAGAACCUUAUUCAGCAGGCAUCAGUGGAGAACCUAUCUAUCUCUACAACAGAUCUGGACAUGAUGUUAUUCUGCCCUGUGCGAGUGCAUCACCCUCUGACACAACAUGCUCCAACGUUACAUGGAUUUACAGCAGAGAUCGAUCUCAGAGUUUCAUUGAGGUUUGGGAAGGAAAAGUUGAGAAGAGCUCAGCCCGAGCUGCCAGGAUGAGUCUGGACACUUCCUGCUCUUUGGUCAUUAACAACAUCACUGCUGAGGAUAUUGGUCAAUAUGCCUGUCGCCAUGGGACGAGCCCUAAUCAGAGUGCAACUGUAUAUCUAAGUGUUCUGACAAUCUCUCCAUCUCGUCCAGACGCUGAUCCAAAGAGGGACGGUGAAGUCACAUUAGAGUGCUCUCUGUCGAGAUACUAUGGACUCGAUCGUUGUGAACAGAACAGCGUCCGCUGGGUGAAUGAGACAGGAACUGUGCUGCUUGAUGAAGGUGUCGGGUACAAGUUCAUCGGACAGAAGAACUGUGUCUCUGUUCUGAAAGUGAAGCGUCAGAGUGGCCACAACAGGACAUUCACCUGCCUGUUUGUUGAUGAGAACAAUGUAAAGAUAGAGGCUGACUACACACCUGUCUUCAUAGGAGGGAUAGGAGACGAUCAGCUAGUAAAACCUCAUUCAGAUCAGUUUAAUAAUCAGACCUACAUCAUAAUCGGUGCAGUGGUCGGGGUGGUGGUAGUGCUGGUUAUCAUCGCUGCUGUUCUCAUCAAAUACAGGAAGAGAGCCAAAGUGACAGUGGAUGUUCAAAAACCAACCCAACACACUCAUUUUUCCACUGAUGACAAACUGCCAGUAAAAGAUGAGGAAGAACCAGAGAGCAAUCUGACCUAUGUCACUGUUAGCCAUGCUAAUCAACAGACCUCUCCUAAGAAAAAGGUCAAAGAGGAGGAGGAGGUGACUUAUUCUACAGUCAAGACUUCAUUGAAGACAGAAGCAGACGAUGAUCCCAGCGGCCUCUACAGCUACGUCAGCCAACCAAAAUAAAUCAGAGGAUAUGAGACUUCCCAUAAUGUCAUAUUCAUAAAACCUGCUGCAAGAGUCUUUUUUUGUCUGAAGAAGUGGGUAGUUGGAUUUGUGCCUCAGUGUUUGUAUCAAAUGCUGAGAAGUUGUUUCUAGUUUGGUGUUGCUUUGCUCAGCAUUAAGCUGGUUGUUCUGUUAAACUGGUGUCCUCUUACUCAGCCAGUUAAUGAUUUUAAAAAGACAUUAAGCCGGAUUGGCAGAAUGAUUGUCACAAGUGAAAGUAUAAUCUUUGUUGGUCAGUGAACAGAAUUGUUUGACAAAAAGAUAAAGCUACAGAGCAUUUCAUUGUUGGAUACUGUUGUCAAGCCAAUGUUCAAUUUUGCAACUAAAAGUCGGAUCCAAUGGUCCUUAUGAUCUAACGUUCUAUAGUUGGACUGUGAGCGUAACUUAUUGUUCCUACAUUAUUUUUCCCGUUAGGAUGUUUUAUUUUGUUGUAACAUUGUGUCAUAUUCUGCUAGCAUUAGCAUUGCUAAGAUAUCUGUUAGGAUUUCUCAUUGGGUUGUCAGUAAUAUAAAAUAAAAAUGAUGCACUUCU